Aedes albopictus (Asian tiger mosquito) is the source of this 5893-nucleotide messenger RNA. RefSeq names its product nucleoporin Nup188 (gene Nup188). NCBI's taxonomy places the organism in Eukaryota, Metazoa, Arthropoda, Insecta, Diptera, Culicidae. The transcript has 7 exons. Gene Ontology annotation, molecular function: structural constituent of nuclear pore. Gene Ontology annotation, biological process: protein import into nucleus; RNA export from nucleus. The coding region runs from base 87 to 5819 and encodes 1910 amino acids. Gene Ontology annotation, cellular component: nuclear pore inner ring. The record is from RefSeq and is a predicted model, not a curated record.
UAAAUGUAAUUAAACAAUUUACUUAAGUUCACCACUAAAUCAAUGUGGAUUAUCGAUCACUAGAUUACACUGCGAAACAAUAAAAAAUGGGUGAAGCGAACGGAGACGUUAUACAAUGGAAAAAGCUGUGGCAACUCGUAUCCGGAAUUCACUACGAAACGCCAAAUGCCGUCGUUCGGGACCGACUCAUGGACGUUUCGAAACAGAUCACCGAUGGGAUUACGAUGUAUAAAAAAGCUGCAAGCGACAAGGUCUCGGAGGAACAGCUGAAGAAAGCCAUGAAGGAGCGUAACCAGCAGAAACUGCUGGGUUUCGCCACCAAGUUGUAUCAGUAUUUGGACAUUGAUGCCUUGCAGUCGUGGAACAUCCUUUGCUUCUACCUUGUUAACGAAUAUCGGGGUCCCGCCAAUGCCUUGGCGGAUUAUUUGUCAACCGAAAGUUCGAUGCUGACCUUGCUGAGCGACAUCUGGUCAUAUUACAGCUUGGAAAGGAUGGUCCUAUUGAAGGUCGUCAAAAAUCUUCUGGAGUUCUAUAACUCAGGGAAUCAUCCGUACUCAAAGGAAUAUAAAUGCAUCAUCGAUAAGAUUGGCAUGGCCAAUCUGCGGACAUCGUACAUCAAUCAGCUGGAGCGCUUGAUAAAUGAAUCGAUGCCUGGCAAGUUGAUUCCUGGGGAUAUGUUCAACAACCAAGCAAAAAUGAUAUCCUGGUCAGAGCGGAAGCUACGUGAAAUGAAUGAAAUCUUGCACAUCAUUCUGAUGAUCAUUCACAACGAUGGAAUAAGCGUGAACGAAUUUUGUCGACUGUUCAAGCUGUUCAAAGGACAUGCGUUUGGACGGCAGCAGCAAUAUUUGGACACCGCUAACGAGAAUCAUGGCGAUCUAGUGAAGAGAAUCACUUUCAGUGAAAUAGCGAUUGUGUGUGAAGCUCUAGACCUAACCGAGAGGCCGGAUAAAGCCGAUUGGGCCGAGGGCGUCAUCGAAGCGCUAGACAGUGAACUAAUCACAUUGCAUCAGUUCCCGGAGCAUGGACCUCUACUGCUGAUGUGGAUGCUGUUCAAUUUCAGGAUCCCCGGCCACUUGGAAGACGAUGAUCUAUCCAGUCGAUACCGUCAGUUCGGGUCCAGAGCAAUUCAGUUGGGCGUGUUCGAAUAUUUGCAUGCAUUGGUGACGCAUCGAACCUUCAAAGAUCACAGUUUUGUUUGCCGCAUCACACGUAAAGCGAUCUAUAACCAACUGGCAUUCCUAUGUCAGUUGUUCGACUCCGACGGAUCAGUAGCUGAACAUGCCAAAGUCAUCGAUCUGCUCAGUGAAUUGAUCAGCAGCCCGUCCAUUGCAGCCGACUUUUGCAAGAACGAAUCAAAUCCCAUUCGUUCGCUGUUCGAUACAUCGCUGGAAAAAUUCCCAAUGGAUUUUAGACCCUUAGCUACAAUCGCUCACGCUCUAACUUCGGCAGGUCCCAACUCGUACAAGUAUAUCCACGGGCUGCUGGAAAGUCUCCCCGUGUACAGCGAAGUGUACAACCCAGACAACUACGAGCUGCGUCCUUCGGCCACAAGUGAGGACGAAUUCGUCCUGGCCCACGAUUAUGUUCCAUUUCGAAGAAUUGGCUUCAAGGUACCCCGGGGCACUAGCGUGGUUGUGCUCGAUAAGCGAUCGCACACGAUGGUGCACUUCAGGACUAAAUUUAACUUCUAUGACGCAUUGCACCACGAGAUAAACGAGCUGCUGUCGGAUGCACUGGCGUAUACGCAGCUCAACGAUGAAAGGAUUCAACGGAUAACGGCGGGAAUACGAUACUUGGCCGUUGCGGUCAAACGUAUAAACCAGCCGCAUGAAAUCAGCCCGGAAAUGGUGCAUCCCACCGAAAUGGUGUUCGAUAUCUUGCUGAAGUUCAAAGUUGUUCAAAAUCCGCCCGUAGAACUGCUGGCGGAGUGCAUUAAUGUUUGCGCUGCCCUUGUGCCGCUAUUUGAGCCGGAAAUCUACGCCCGUGUCAUCAACUUGAAUAUCCUCCCAACAGUGAAUAAUGCGAACUUGGACUUCAAGGAUUACGCCGCCGGGACCAGUUUUGAGUCCAGCUUGAUCGGAUUUUAUCUGGUGAAUUGCGAGAAAAACGCGGGAAAGUAUCGAAUACUGAUGGCUUAUCUAAACUUUCUGAAAACGUACACCAAGCUGGGAAAGAGCAACAUUUUCGGCGUUGAGUUGCCCGGAUUGAUUUUCCUCUUGCGGGAAGUUUUUCCUCAUGCCCACACGUGGAGGUUCGAGAACGAAGCGGAACGACAAAAGGUGUAUGUGUUCAUCUUGCAGUAUUUGUUUGAAAUUCUGCAGCUAAGCCCGGAAGUGUUGAAGAACGACUAUUCCAGAACAGUUCUUCAGAACGUUUGCGUCUACAGUCUGUUGGACCUAGACAAUGGAUUGACCCUGUUGAAGUUCGUCGGAGUCGGCAAUGGAUACCUGCAGUCGGUGAUGGAGAACGAAACCAGCUGGAUGAUGGCGCAGGAGCAAAGCAUGAAUCAGCUGGUGCAGUUAUCGAUGACAAUAUUGAUGCAGAUUCUGCGUCUCAAGCGGACAGUUAUUGAAGAUGAAAAAAUGUUGUCACCUUUGGAAUCGGCUAUUUAUACUCAACCGAAGCAACGAGACACUCUACGUAUCAUCCCGGUUGUCACGGGUUAUAUGAACAACAUAUUCAAUAGACGAUUGCCAAUUCUAUCAUGCAGGCUGCUGAGACGCUUUUCUCUCGAGUUCAAAAUGUCUUUGCUCGCUUGUUUGGAUAUCGAACCGGAUCAAAUCCGGCUGAUAUUCCUUCAACGUCUAAGGGACGACCUUGAAAGUGACAACCUGAAGAUAGCGGUACUGGAGUUCGUCGAAGCUUGCAUCCAUAAACAGCCAGGGUUGACCGAAGCUUUCUUCAAAGUCCACUACGAUAAUGUUGAGCAAAGGUUGUUCCUGGGUGUAAAACCCGGAAAGAAAAAGAACAUCAGCGAUGGCAUACCAACGUACAUGGAAGAAUAUCUGGAAGCGAUUUCCAGCGACCCGAAGAAAUUGGCCAGCCCGCUUUUGUCGCGGAUCAUGUCAUUGUUCCACGCUCUUUGGAAGAACAACAUGCAGGUGCUAUGCAAAGAACUUCUGGAGAAGAAAACCUUCUGGCCAAGUUUGUGUAAUCCUCUGUUUGGAAACAUCAGCGAAAAUGUCAAAGCCUAUUGCCAGCUGUUCAACAUACUUGGAAUUGAGCUGUUCAAAAUCGAUAGCCCGCGCAAAGUUGACGAGAAUCUGAAGAAAGUCUACGAAAAGUUCCUCGACUACAAUGUGUUUUCCCGCUGGGUACGAGCCGUGUUUGACCUACCGAAAUCAAGCGGAGAGAUAUGCGACGACAGUUCUUCUUUUGCAUCGCCAGUAACGGAUGAGACUCCCGAGUGGCUCAGUCGAUUGCAGUCCUUUAAAGAUUUGGUCGUGCUUUUGCUGAGGAAAAAGGACACCGGAAUUGCUAUUCCCGAUCGCAGUAAACGCUUCCUGGCCGAUCAGUGCCUCAAUGUUUUGCUUGAGCGGGCCGAAUAUGCGGAAGAUCUGCGCCCGUUCGUCAUUCUUGCAGAACUAUAUCUAAUAAUUCUCUCCGACUACGAGCAUAAGUAUACCGAUAACACUGAACAGGACACUGAAGUUCUGCAAAAGAUUCAAAAUCUGCUGAACGCUCUUGCAAUCAACUACAAUGAACUACACGCGCGGGCAAAAGAGUCAGUUCUGGCGAUUGCCAUCAAAGCGGUAGAACUACAAGCUGAUCAGCUAAUUGAAAACACCUCAAUCAUCUCGAGUGUAACCCGUUCGGCCGUUGAAGUUGUUUGCCAGGAAGUUUACGAUCUUGAAACGACAACAAAGGCUGAGAUAAAGACACCUCCUACAACAAUUUCCCCACGUGGACACAUACCUCUCCUUCUUGCCCUUAAUCUGCUCAAAAAGCUUAUUCUCAUCUACGAAGAAAACGGAAGUUCCUCGGCCCGUUGGCAAUGUUGGUUCAUCAGGAACAAAGUGUUCCUGCGAUUGCUCAGCGUAACAAAUGUCAUGCUACAGCUUCACUCCAAGCGGAAGAUCACCGAAGAAGUGCUGGAGCUGCUGGUUGUGUUGGCCAAGAGUGGCUGCUCGGCCGAGAUGCUGCACUGUGAAAUCGGAGACUAUCUUUGGUUGAAAUUGCUGCCACCGAAGGAGCUGCUACAACGACCAUAUACACUGGCUAAUGGAGCCGAUAACAAAUGGAAAUCCCAAGACUGGUGGCCAAUUUACACCCGCGGCAUUGAAUUGGUGCGGGUACUGCUGGCGCAGCACAAGUAUCGCUUCCUAAAGGAUGCUUUGUUCUUCGCUGGAAUACACGAAGAAUUCCUCAUCGACUCUUUGCUAUUGGCCAAGCAAUCCAUGGAAACGAAAGCGGUAGCCCUCAUCAAAGGUACACUGGAACUGCUGGUAGAAUUGGUCAACUACGAAAAAGAAUGGAGAUUGGAACACGGUCAAAGUUUGAUCAAUUUGAUGCGAUGUGUUCAGGUGCUUAUGGACCACAGUGUUGCUUUGCUGUAUCGUCCGAAAAUUCUCAAACGAUUGGCUGAAGGGCCAUCGGCAGAGUUGUGCAACGAACAGGACGACCCCAAUGCCGUCGAUACCUCCGAUGAACUUGUCGCAGCCAUGAACAAUGUGAUUGAGAUUGUCACUUUGUGUGCCAAGUGCCUCUUGAGAUUCAGUCCAAAUUUGAUGAAACUGCUUUGUGAUGUGGAUUUCUUCCCGGGCCAAUGGUAUCCGUUGAUCGAAAUUCAGUUUGGAGUUCCGAAAAUGAAUUCGGAUAACUACUCGCAGCUCAGCUUUGGAACCGUGUUGAGAGCCGUUUGCAUAUUCACCAAAGUACUGAAUGUGCAACACUACACGUUCCAAGAAAAUCCGCUUAACCAACUGCCAGCUGGCGAAGCUGACAACGUCGAUGGCACGGCCACAUUAUCCAAUGCAGCGUUAGCUCGACUCAACAGAUCGGCCCUUGCCGGCGGUAACGGCACUACGCGACAAAGCCCUCGUACCCCAUUCUCCAAGUCGCUUUCGAUGACAUCCGUUUCGAGUUUCACUUCAACGAAUGCCAUCGCCCUGUCCAACGAGCUGCUAACGCAUUUGGAUUCCAAGCUUUGCAUCAGCGGCUUAGAAUUUGUCCUCACAUUGCUCGCAUCGCAAAGUUUGCUUGCCCUGAAGGAUACCAAUCUAUCACAGCGAGAAAAGCAACUCAUCAAACGCGAACUCAGCACAGAGUUGCUCAUUUUCCAUGAUUUCGUCAAGAAACGAAUCCUGAAGGAUUCGAAGGAAAUCCUUACACGUAAAAAGUAUGGAUCUGUGCCGAUCUACAACGAUGAUGAAAACGAAGCAGGCGAUGACACUCACGCCGCUAAAACCACUCCGCCUGCUGUGGUACCGAAGAAACCCGACCGCAGCCAGUCGAUGCGAGUGAACGUGGUUCUGAAGCAGCAUCUACAGCAGGCGGCGUCAUCACCGUUGAGUCCAAUUGCUCACUCCUCGCGGAUGGACCCAACCGUGCAUAAACCAUCGUCAUCUACUCCUGCAGCUGCGGCACCGCGAGGCAUUUUAAAACCGCCCAAUGCGGGCUCGGUUAAACGGGUGAUGUUCGACGAGGGUUUGGAAAACAGUAAAACCUUUGCCUACGCGGGUCCUGAAGACGAACCCAUCUUCUAUGAACCGGAAGAUUGUAAGUACACUGGAUUGUCGUACGUGAGGAUAGUCGAGGAGGAUUACCUACACCUGUUGUCGAAUUUGUUUUCCAUGAUAGCUCAGAGUGAAAAUUAGUGUAAAGAUCGUAAAUAUGACAAUGUGUAAGAUUUCCGCGAAAACGUUGAUUAAAUUUUUCAAUUUUGCCUGAA